GCCGACGGCCGCGCCGUGCACCGCGGACACGUCUUCCACGCCGUCAACCGCCUCCGGCGCCACCGCCAACACCGCACCGCCCUCCAGGUCAUGGAGUGGAUCAUGAGAGAGAGGCCCUACAAGCUGAGAAUAUCAGAAAGAGCUGCUCUACAACAACCUUGUGAUGGCUGCGUUGGAUCUGGGUCUGAUUAAGCAUUCCUAUGCGUACAUGAGGAAGAUGAGGGAAUUGUCCCUGCCAAUUUCGCCGUAUGUUUACAACCGCAUGAUCAUCCUCCACUCUUCACCUGGACGCAGGAAAACUAUAUCCAAGAUCCUUUCUCAGAUGAAAGCUGAUCGUGUAACCCCUCACACAUCAACCUACAACAUCCUGUUGAAGAUACCAGCCAAUGAACACAACAUCGAUGGGGUAGCGAGGGUAUUCAAUGAUAUGAAAAGAGCAAAGAUUGAGCCCAAUGAGAUCACUUAUGGCAUUCUAGCUAUUGCGCAUGCUAUAGCGAGGCUGUAUACUGUUUGCCAGACAUAUGUAGAAGCAAUUGAGAAUUCCAUGACUGGUACUAAUUGGUCGACACUGGAAAUUCUUUUGAUCCUAUAUGGAUACCUUGGGAAGGAAAAGGAGCUAAAGAGAACAUGGGAGAUCAUGCAAGGUCUUCCUCAUAUUCGAUCAAAAAGCUUCACACUCGCAAUUGAAGCAUUUGGAAAGGUUGGGUCCAUUGACCAGGCAGAGAAGAUAUGGGUCAACAUGAAUUCAACAAAGAAGUUAAGCCUUACAGAACAGUUCAAUUCCAUUUUAUCCGUUUACUGCAGGCAUGGUGUUGUGGAUAAAGCAUCAGCUGUGUUUAAAGAAAUGAGAGCAAGUGGAUGCCAGCCGAAUGCUAUUACUUAUCGCCACUUAGCUUUAGGUUGCUUGAAAUCGGGUCUUGUUAAAGAAGCUCUGAACACAAUGGAUAUGGGAAAGAAAGAAGUUGUCACUAAGAAGGUGAGAAGUUCAACACCGUGGCUGGAGACUACACAUAUGUUGCUUGAGAAGUUUGCAGAAAUUGGUGACUUGGAAAAUGCAAAGAGAGUAUACAGAGAAUUGAGUGAGUCAAAAUAUUGUAGGAAUUCCUUUGUGUACAACACCCUCCUAAAAGCUUAUGUGAAGGCAAAAGUUUAUGAGCCAGAUUUGCUGAGGACAAUGAUUUUGAGAGGGGCAAUGCCUGAUGCUGAGACAUAUAGUCUUCUCAGACUGAUCGAACAGUUCAAGAUAUAGUGGCUUCUGUCUGCUGUUGACCUCAAGGAGUUCAAGGAUUACAAGGAAAACCGGUGCUGAAUAGUCAUACAAAAAUCAGUAUUGAACUUGUAGAAAUCAUUUGGAGCACAUGACCAACAAAUUAUCCUUUUGGUGGUCGAUUUGUUGUACAGAAUCCCAACACCUACACAAUGUGAUUGGAGAGAUACAACAAUCUUUUGUAUUGUAAACAGUUCUACUGGAAACUUGUGUGUUCCAAGCUCGGAAAUUUUCCUUUCCCCUCCAAGUACAAGGUAUACAAAAUGAUCAGCUGGUUAAACUGAAUGUCGGAAUCAUAAUCUCUAAAGAACGAAAUCCGGCAGGAAAACUCUCUCCACGUCAAUCCAUGUAAUCAUGACGUCAUGACCGUCAAAUUAGAGCUCCCAUUGAUUCUCAAACGUCGGAUUUCAUAUGGACGGCAGCUUUCAUUCUACACUGUACUCGACAUCGCUAGGUGUCUCCAGAAACCUCAUCUGCAGAGCCUGCCGUCCCCUCCUGCAAAGCAUCGAAGCCCACUUGGCCAUCAUGGCUGCUCAUCACAACCGUGGUACUUACACUAGCAGCAGUUACAUCCAUCAUCCCAGUGAAGUAUGUUGUUGAGUUGAGGGCUUUGUAUGCAGUGGCAGUUGGGGUCACACUAGGCAUCUACAUAUCUGUUCAGUGCUUCUUCCAGGCAGUUGUUCUGUAUCCUCUUCUUGUCGCAACAAUUGUCUCUGCUGCAGUCUUUGUCGUAUUCACCCAUCUCCCUUCUGAAUCCAGCACAAGGGUUUUGCCACGGGUGUUCUCUUUCUUGGUAGCUUUGUUUCCAGUCACCUAUCUGCUUGAAGGACAAUUAAGAGCCAAAAGUUUUGCAGAUGAGGAUGAAGCAGAGAAGUUCACCAACAUGUUGGCUAUAGAAGGGGCAAGAAUGUCACUUUUGGGUCUCUAUGCUGCUUUUUUCAUGAUUAUUGCAUUAGAGAUUAAACUGGCUUUGCUAUUGCGUGACAAGGCUGCGGACAGGCGUAACACAUGGCUCAUCUAGUCAGAGCUCUGCCUUCCCACCCAAAGCAAGGCUGCUCCAGCAACGAAGAGCUCAUGCUGCACCAACAUUCACCAUCAAGAGAUUGGCAGCUGAGGCAGCUUGGAUGCCUGCGAUUGACAACGUUUCUACUGUGUUGUGCUUCAUCAUCUGCCUUGUUCUCAAUAUAACACUUACUGGUGGCUCGAACCGUGCUAUCUUCUUCCUAGCACCCAUCCUUCUGCUUUUGAACCAGGAUUCAAUAUCUUUGCAGGAUUUGGCAACAGGCAGCGCUAUUUCCCUGUAACAGUUUCUAUUUCCGGGUAUUUGCUAUUGACAGCAUUGUAUAGGAUAUGGGAGGAGACUUGUCCUGGCAAUGGAGGAUGGGCUCUUGAUAUUGGGGGCCCAGGCUGGCUAUUUGCUGUGAGAAAUGUCGCUCUUCUUGUUCUGACAUUACCAAAUCACAUUCUCUUCAACCGCUGCAUGUGGGAUUAUGUCAGACAUACAGAUGCAAAGCUACUGUUGACGCUACCUCUCAACUUGCCCUCGGUUACAAUGACAGACAUAGUUACUAUUCGGGUGUUAGGAUUGCUAGGAGCUAUGUACUCUCUUGUCCAGUAUUUGAUAUCAAGGCGGAUAAGAAUUGCUGGGAUGAAAUACAUUUAGAAUAGGAUAUGUAACUUUUUGAGGUAAAUCUUUUACACUUCGGCACAAUUGCUGUCAGUAGUCUCCAGUUCCUGAAGCGAGACAUCUUUGCCUGGUCGACUCGGAGCAAAAUAGUGCCCUGUAGCAGAGAUAAAAAGGCUGUCGAAGGAUGUUGUUUUUGUACUGAAUGAUCUUGAUCUGUAUACUGAGUGUACACCCAAAAGGUGUUGUAGCAUAUAUAGAUGAUGUUGAACUGCACAUAUGAUGCCAUCACCUUAGGCCAUUUACUUUAAACUUUUGAUGGUGCAGGAAUUUGCGACAGAUACUUUUUGAUUAGCCUGAGCAAAAGACCCUGUACAUCUUGGUAGAUGCUUUCUUGUCUAAAUGACUUGAUCGGUUAAUCCAGAACGGCAGGACAUGUCAAUUAAUGUUUC
Molecule: messenger RNA, 3343 nt
Organism: Setaria italica (foxtail millet)
Lineage: Eukaryota; Viridiplantae; Streptophyta; Magnoliopsida; Poales; Poaceae
Product: pentatricopeptide repeat-containing protein At1g07590, mitochondrial
Exons: 3
Coding region: 164-1249 (361 amino acids)
Cellular component (GO): mitochondrion
Molecular function (GO): protein binding
Source: RefSeq, a predicted model, not a curated record